Molecule: messenger RNA, 2052 nt
Organism: Mixia osmundae IAM 14324
Lineage: Eukaryota; Fungi; Basidiomycota; Mixiomycetes; Mixiales; Mixiaceae
Exons: 7
Coding region: 1-2052 (683 amino acids)
Cellular component (GO): catalytic step 2 spliceosome; intracellular anatomical structure
Molecular function (GO): RNA binding; ATP binding
Source: RefSeq, a predicted model, not a curated record
AUGGCCUUCUGGAAGCCCGGCACAGUCGCACCGGGCUCGACAAUCGACCGCGAGACGGGCAAUGAAGACGCUUUGGCGGCAUCAUCUGCAAAUCAGUAUGCCCAUCUCAGCUUGACGUCUCAGCGACAGCGACUGCCCGUCUACAAGCAACGCACAAAGCUGCUACACCUCGUCGAGCGCUACCCUGUCCUCAUCGUCGUCGGCCAGACAGGAUGUGGCAAGACGACCCAGAUUCCACAAUAUCUGUUCGAGGCAGGCUGGGCAGCCCAAGGACGCGUGAUAGGCUGCACUCAGCCUCGACGAGUAGCAGCAACAUCUGUAGCCGCUCGAGUGGCACAGGAAGUAGGCAGCUUGCUGGGAGACGAAGUAGGCUACACGAUCCGAUUCGAAGAUCUCUCGUCGCCCACUCGCACACGAAUAAAGUACAUGACAGACGGCAUGCUCUUUCGUGAGGCCAUGCUCGACCCUUUGCUGUCGAAAUACAGCGUCAUCAUGAUCGAUGAGGCUCACGAACGAUCAUCCUACACCGAUCUAUUGCUCGGCUUGCUGAAGAAAGUCAGGAAGAAACGUCCGGAACUGAGGUUGAUUGUUUCGUCGGCUACCAUCGAUGCUCAGGCGUUCCUCAACUACUUCAACAGCAACAUCGACGGCGCAGAUAGAACGCAAGAUGAUGCUGCUAUCAUCAGCUUGGAAGGCAGGAUGUAUCCUGUCGAAGUGGCAUAUCUCGACGAGCCAGUAACGGACUAUGUUCGGGCGGCCGUCAAGGCGGUGUUGGACAUUCAUCUCAAGAUGCCAGCGGGUGAUAUUCUCAUCUUCCUCACCGGGAGGGAAGAGAUCGACCGCUGCGCAGAGGACAUAACAGAGCAGAUGUAUGAUCUACCCGCUGGAGCGUCCAAGCUCUUGCCGCUACCGCUGCACGCUGGCCUCACGAGCGAGCAACAACUUUUUGUCUUUGAGCCCGCACCUGCAAAGACGCGCAAAGUCGUCAUCUCGACCAACAUCGCAGAAGCAAGCAUCACCAUCGACAAUAUUCGAUACGUCAUCGACAGCGGCUUUGUCAAGCUACGAACUUUCAAUCCCAGCACUGGCAUGGAUCGCCUGACUGUCACCGGCGCAUCUCUUGCUUCGCUCAAUCAGAGGGCAGGAAGAGCAGGAAGAACAUCGGCAGGCAAAUGCUUCCGUCUUUUCCCGGAGCCAGCACUAGCAAAGCUACCAAAAUCGACUCCGCCGGAAAUAUGCCGGUCAGACAUAUCCCUCUUUCUUCUGCAACUCAAAGCGCUCGGUAUUGACAACGUCCUUCGCUUCGAUUACCUCACCCCUCCGCCAUCAGUAAUGCUCGCUCGUGCACUCGAAUUCUUGUACAGCUUGAAGGCGCUUGAUGACUACGGCCGUCUUACUCGACCACUUGGCAUGCGAAUGGCAGAAGUCCCCGUCGACCCAAUGAUGGCCAAAAUUCUGCUCGAUUCAGACGAGUUCUCUUGCAGCCAAGAGAUCCUCACCAUCGCUGCGAUGACAUCUGUCCAGAAUGUCUUUGUCACGGGCGAAGGAGGCGAAGGCGCGAUAUGCGAGAUUGAGAAGCGCAAAUUUACAGCAGAGGAGGGCGAUCAUCUCACACUUCUCAAUGUUUACAACGCCUUUACUGGCCCGGGCAAGCAAUCUGCAAAAUGGUGCCAUUCUCAUCGACUCAAUUUCCGAGCGCUCUCUCGAGCCAUCUCGAUCAGAGGCCAGCUACGCAAAUACCUGCAACGCUUCGACAUACCCAUCAUAUCCUGCGGCGAGGAAGAGUCGCAAAUACGCAAAUGCCUCGUUAGCGGCUACUUCAAAAAUGCUGCGAAGAUGCAACCCGACGGAACUUAUCAGUCCCUGCGCGAUCGAGCCUCUCUGUCUGUUCAUCCUUCGUCGGUGAUGUUCACACGCGUCGCUCCGACUGGCUAUGUCAUCUUUCACGAGGUCAUCGAAACGACAAAGUCAUUCAUGCGCGACAUCACCGUUGUCGAUCAAGAUUGGCUCAAGGAGUAUUCAGGCGGCUACUAUGUUGCGGGCAAGAGCUGA